Molecule: messenger RNA, 2093 nt
Organism: Syngnathoides biaculeatus (alligator pipefish)
Lineage: Eukaryota; Metazoa; Chordata; Actinopteri; Syngnathiformes; Syngnathidae
Product: bromodomain-containing protein 2-like
Exons: 11
Coding region: 346-1998 (550 amino acids)
Biological process (GO): chromatin remodeling; regulation of DNA-templated transcription
Cellular component (GO): nucleus; chromatin
Source: RefSeq, a predicted model, not a curated record
UGAAAAAAAUACGUUUCGUUUAUGUUUUCUUUCCGUCCUAUUUUGUUUCAAGUGGGAAAUACACGCGUUCUAAUGCGCGUGGAAGUUGCAUGGCGUGCAGUACUCCAGACGUGCUGUCCAUUUUCAAACGACAACCCGUACCAAAGGCGGUUUGGGCGUUGUGUAGUGCAGCCGAGCUUUGCUAACAACAAUAGAACCAGAUCAAAAUAUGUGGGCUGAAGAAGAACAAUGCAAAAACAUGGCCUCAGUUCUCCUGAACCAUCCUGAAGAUAGCACCUGUGUGGUUCACAGAAGAUAAUACAAACCAGGACUGGCUGUUUUCCAGCUUUCUAUGAACUUGCAUCAAUGAUCAUGCAAUCGGACACGGACCCACCAGCACCAGAGGUGAACAACCCCCCUCCACCCGAGGUCACAAAUGCCAAUAAAUUGGGCCGAAGGACCAACCAGCUUCAGUUCAUACAGCGUGUUGUGGUCAAGGCUGUGUGGAGGCACCAUUUUGCCUGGCCUUUUUACCAUCCUGUUGAUGCUGUGGCUCUUAACCUACCUGACUAUCAUACCAUAAUAACAAACCCAAUGGACUUGGGAACUAUCAAAAGACGGCUUGAGAAUAACUACUAUUGGAGUGCGAGUGAAUGUUUGCAGGACUUCAAUACUAUGUUCACCAACUGCUACAUUUAUAACAAGCCUACAGAUGAUAUUGUGCUAAUGGCUCUCGCCUUGGAAAAGAUUUAUUUGCAAAAAGUUGCACAGAUGCCUCAAAAAGAAGUGGAGCUGUUAGCGCAUGCAACCAAAGGGAAAAACAAAGGUUCAGGUCAGCAAGAGGCAACUACAUCUUUGUCAGCCAAACCGCAGGCACCGACAAAGCACACGGACUCCAAUUCCCCUUCAAAACAAAAAGAGGCUUCACAGUCCAACACUAAGAAAGGCCCAAAGAAGAGCAGUUCAGUUUUUCAUGCACGGCUGAAUGAGUCUCCAGAAAGCAAGAGAAGACGGGAAAUCCCAGACCAUCCCACCCUCCUUUCUGUCAGCGAAAAAGACUUGGCGCUUCAAGAUGGUGAGACGAUCCAACUCCGGUACUGCGAGGAAAUCCUGAAGGAAAUGCUCUCGAAGAAGCAUGUAACGUAUGCCUGGCCUUUCUACAAACCUGUGGACGCUGAAGCUUUGCAGCUGCAUGACUACCAUGACAUCAUUAAAUACCCAAUGGAUCUUAGUACUGUCAAGGCAAAAAUGAAGAGAGGAGAGUACCAGGAUGCUCAAAGAUUUGCUGCGGAUGUCAGGUUAAUUUUCUCUAACUGCUACAAAUACAACCCACCGCACCUUGAAGUCGUUGCCGGGGCCAAGAAGCUUCAGGAUGUGUUUGAGAAAAGAUUUGCUAAAAUUCCGGACGUUCCCAUCAAGGGCACGUCACAGGGGAUCUACGGUCCGGUUCUUAGUGGACUGAGUGCCACGGUCUCUUCCACUUUGGACAAAUCUGACGAACAAGUCAACCCGCUGCCAGAGUUGCAACAACAGCUUAAAGAUGUUCACAAGCAUCUUAAUAUCCUCUCGGAAGUCCCACCAAGGAAGAAGGCCGUCAGGAGACCAAGUAAAGAGCGCACUGACAGUGUUCAUAUCGAUAGCUACAGAAAGUCAAAGAAUCAUGGUUCUGACUGUGAUGAAGAAUCUCUGCAAAUGACGUACGACGAGAAGCACCAACUGAGCCUCAACAUAAACAGACUAUCUGGCGUAAAACUGGGCCAAGUGGUGCGUAUCAUUCAGAGGCGAGAGCCUACAAUAUGUGAAGCCAACCCAGACGAGAUCGAAAUCGACUUUGAGAUACUUAAGCCGUCAACGCUGCGCGAACUGCAACAAUAUGUCCACACUUGUCUAUCCAAGAAGUUUAAGAGAUUUCAAAAGACGAGGUGUCUAGUUGGGUCUCAUCAGAUGGAAAGCAGCAGCUCCUCAGAUUCCUAUUUCAAGAGUUCUUUGGACUCCAGUUCAGAAAAUUCAGACUUUUGACCGCGUCAAUAGUUUUUAUCCUUUUACUUCUACAGAUUAUGUAUAGUACAGUAUAUAUUAUUUUGAUAUGUUUUAAUAAACACCUUUUUACAUGU